This is a messenger RNA of Humulus lupulus (European hop), 2639 nucleotides long. Its product is annotated as twinkle homolog protein, chloroplastic/mitochondrial. The record is from RefSeq and is a predicted model, not a curated record. Gene Ontology annotation, biological process: DNA replication. Gene Ontology annotation, molecular function: single-stranded DNA binding; ATP binding; 5'-3' DNA helicase activity. Lineage: Eukaryota; Viridiplantae; Streptophyta; Magnoliopsida; Rosales; Cannabaceae. The transcript is spliced from 21 exons. The coding region runs from base 266 to 2353 and encodes 695 amino acids.
UGGGCAUUGGGUCGAGUUGGAAGAACAAAAGCGCGCUCAACUGGUCAUCGUCUUCCCCUAAGAGAGACCACAAAGUGAGGAAAGAGAGCAGGGAACAAAAAGAGCCGCCCUUUACCCCCACUCUCCCUUUUUAUCUUCUCUUCUGAGAACCCAAGGUAUCAAGCUCUUGAAAGCUUGUAACGAAAAGAAGCCACAGCCAUAGCUAUAUCCAUAGUCAUAGAAACGCUUAUACACUAUUCAAAAACCUGGCUGGUUUGGCAUAGACAUGCGUCUUCUUUAUCGUCCACUUCACAAGCUCUCUCUAUCCUCUAGCAGUGUGUUCAUGGCCUCAAACCAUUUGCUCAAGCCUACAUUUUUCUCAAACCCCUUAACCCCUUCUUCACGUAGACAGCUCUUCCACACUUUCACACACCCUUUCUCUGCUUUUCCUCUAAAACCCAACUCCAGAAUUCAGCCGUUUUGUCUUAAGACUAAUGGGUAUUCUAAUGUCUCUCAAGUCAAUGACCCGCCAACCGUCUUUUUGGAGAACACAGACGAGGCCACUUCUCUUAAAAUCGAGAUUUUGAAGAGUAAACUGAGCAACCUUGGUGUGGACUGUGACAUAUCUAUACCGGGGCAGUUCAACCAUUUGCUUUGUCCAAUGUGCUCAGGUGGUGAUUCAGGGGAAAAGAGCUUAUCACUUUUUAUCGAACCAGAUGGAAGUGCUGCAGUGUGGACGUGCUUUCGGGCAAAAUGUGGUUGGACAGGCAACACAAGACCUUUCGCAAAUAGUAAGUCAUCGUAUCAAACUUCCAACAAAACCACCAAAAUAAAGAUAAAAAGAGAAAUAACAGUGGAGGGCUUGCAACUGGAGCCACCUUGCGACGAGCUAGUCUCUUAUUUUGCAGAGAGAAUGAUAUCAAAGGAAACACUAAAAAGAAAUGCAGUAAUGCAGAGAUGUUAUGGUGAUCAGAUUGCCAUUGCAUUUACAUAUUGGCGAGAAGGAGCGCUUAUCAGUUGCAAGUAUCGAGACAUCAACAAGAAGUUUUGGCAGGAAGCAGAUACUGAAAAGAUUUUCUAUGGGCUGGAUGAUAUAAAGGAUAUUAACGAUAUUAUUAUUGUAGAGGGUGAAAUGGAUAAGCUUGCAAUGGAAGAAGCUGGAUUUCGUAAUUGUGUUAGUGUCCCUGAUGGUGCACCUCCUUCUGCUUCCACAAAGGAUUUGCCACCUGAAGAAAUGGACACAAAGUAUUCAUACUUGUGGAACUGUAAAGAGUACUUAAAGAAGGCAUCACGCAUUAUACUGGCCACUGAUGGAGAUAAACCUGGUCAAGCCUUGGCCGAAGAGCUAGCACGUCGGCUUGGACGAGAAAGAUGUUGGCGAGUCAAGUGGCCGAAGAAAACUGAGGAUACCUAUUUCAAAGAUGCAAAUGAGGUUCUCAUGUAUAUGGGUCCUGAUGUAUUGAAAGAGGUUAUUGAGAAUGCUGAAUUAUACCCCAUACGUGGAUUGUUCAAGUUCAGUGAUUACUUUGACGAAAUAGAUGCAUAUUAUUAUGGCACUGCUGGAUAUGGGUUUGGUGCCUCAACUGGGUGGAAGGCUCUGAAUGAGUUAUACAAUGUUGUGCCGGGUGAAUUAACUAUAGUAACUGGGGUCCCUAAUUCGGGGAAGAGCGAGUGGAUUGAUGCUCUCUUGUGCAAUCUUAAUCAUAAUGUGGGUUGGAAAUUCGCUCUUUGCUCGAUGGAGAACAAGGUCAGGGAGCAUGCAAGAAAACUAUUGGAGAAACACAUAAAAAAGCCUUUCUUUACUGUACGAUAUGGUGAAAGUGCUGAAAGAAUGAAUGCUGAAGAGUUUGAGCAUGGAAAGGAAUGGCUAAAGGACACAUUUUAUCUCAUAAGGUGUGAGGAUGAUUCCCUUCCAAAUAUUAAGUGGGUUCUUGAUCUUGCAAAAGCAGCAGUUCUGAGACAUGGGGUGCGUGGUCUAGUAAUUGACCCUUACAAUGAGCUUGAUCAUCAGCGUCCCCCAAACCAAACAGAAACAGAGUAUGUAAGUCAGAUGCUUACCAAGGUUAAGAGAUUUGCUCAACAUCACUCUUGCCACGUCUGGUUUGUAGCACAUCCUCGACAGUUACAAAAUUGGGUAGGGAGUCCACCAAAUCUCUACGAUAUAAGUGGAAGUGCACACUUUAUAAAUAAGUGUGACAAUGGUAUUGUAGUACAUCGUAAUCGGGAUCCAGAAUCUGGACCAAUUGAUCAAGUACAAAUUUUGGUGAGAAAGGUACGAAAUAAGGUUGCAGGAACCAUAGGUGAAGCCUGCCUGUCGUAUGACAGGGUAACUGGUCUAUAUAUUGAUGUCAAUGACCCAUCACAGAGUUUAUAGGAAAUUUCAUGAAACUUAGGGCAGCCUUGUACAGUGGCGUCUUCCAACCAUUGACGAUAUAUAGCGAGUUUCUAGUUAUUCCCAUGAUCGGUCUGACUUAGCACAUAUUUUUGGUCAUGAGAGGAUCGAAAGGUAUGAUUUCGUGCUAGGAGGCGAGGGAGGUUAAAAUAUUGUUUUUGAUUUUUUUUGGAUUUUGUUAUUCUCUAUGAUUUUUUCAUGUUGUCUUGUACUCGUCAACAUGAUGAAUUGAGUUUGAAGAUAUUCAUAUUAUGCUCUAGUUAUUUUC